Daldinia caldariorum is the source of this 3711-nucleotide messenger RNA. RefSeq names its product cortical protein marker for cell polarity-domain-containing protein. Bases 1 to 3711 code for a protein of 1236 amino acids. Gene Ontology annotation, molecular function: protein binding. The record is from RefSeq and is a predicted model, not a curated record. The transcript is spliced from 2 exons. Gene Ontology annotation, biological process: positive regulation of establishment of bipolar cell polarity regulating cell shape. Gene Ontology annotation, cellular component: plasma membrane of growing cell tip. NCBI's taxonomy places the organism in Eukaryota, Fungi, Ascomycota, Sordariomycetes, Xylariales, Hypoxylaceae.
AUGAAAAUAGCAUUCCGUCUAAGCAGCGCUACGCGCGGUCAUACCACGAUAUCAUCGGCAUGGUUCCUUGCUCUCACUUCUUUCGCGUCGCUAUCGGGAGCGAUCACCUUUAAUCAGAUACCUGAUGCGAAUCUUGAUACAAGUCAACUUGGAAGGGUUGGGAUCGCUGGUGACUUUAGCGGCAUUUCUCUCUACCAAUACGAUAGGCAGACCGAGUUGCCUUUCAGUUCUAAUGGAUCUGAACAGCUCUUGACACGCCUUCCAAAUGGGGUAUUUGUCAACCUUCUAGAAGCGGACGCAUCUAUCCAAACAAUGUGCAUGUUUCAAGGGCAGCUUAUCUUGGGUGGUAACUUCACAAGUUUAGGAGGAGUACAAUCGCCGGGAAUUGCAUCUUUUGACCUCGAUACCUCCAAGGUGACUCCUCUAGCUAAUCUUUCAGGUCAAGUUAACAGCUUGUUAUGUGAUGAUGAAGCUGGCAAGGUCUAUGUUGGUGGUAGUUUUAGGGCGGUAGACUCAACCAACGCGAUUACGUGGCUUGCGUCGAAAAGCUGGGCUAGCUUGCCGUUUGCAGGUUUUAAUGGGCCCGUCAACUCCAUUACGAAGGCGCCCACAGGUCAUAUAAUCUUCGGAGGAAGUUUUACGGGCCUAGGAAAUACGAGCACGCCGAGCACACCUGAUGGCCAGGUUAUCAAUCUUUCUACCGCGACCAUCGAAGCCGAUCAGAGCACGUCGGCGGCAGGUUUCAGUGACCCAAAGAACAUUGUUUGCAAGACAAAUGGAACGGAUGGCUCUGGUGAUACUUGGCUCUUGCAGGAUAAUACACCAGGGGCAUGGAGGGCUACUUUUAACUACGGCUUUGAACCUACCAAGCUUCGUCUAUGGAAUACUCACCAGGACGGCCGGGGAACUCGGACCUGGAGGUUCACAGCGCUGCCACUGAAUGGCAUCAUGAAUUUCACAUACAUCGACCCGGUAACUAAGCGCAACUCUACAUGUACCAGCGAGUGCCCCCUUAGCGAUGAUCCUUCCGUCAAAUUCCAGGAUUUUCAUUUUGUAAACCGACUUGGGAUGAACGCAUUCAGACUUGACAUUUCUGCUUGGUACGGUAAUGGUGGGGGGCUAGCUGGUAUCGAAUUAUUCCAAGAUGAUAUCUUCGCCUUCGCGAUUAAUGACUUCAACGAACCUAGUUGCGCUAAUACCUCAACUCCUUCGACGGCAACAACCACGGGAACCUGGACUGUGACUCCGUCGGGACUGAGCAAUGCUCAAUAUCUAUCAGCCCAGUUGUCGAAGCCGGUCUCCUCCGAUGCUGCCUCCGUUGUCUUCUACCCGGAUAUCAAAGAAUCGGGAGAGUAUAUCAUCAAGUUGUAUACGCCUGGGUGCCUCCAGGAUAAUACUUGCUUAAGGCGUGGUCAGAUACAGGUAUCGGGCACGUUGACGUCUAGUGGUGCCAAUCGGACUAUGGACCCGAGGGUACUGUAUCAAACAAAUGAGUACGACAAAUAUGAUCAACUUCAUAUCGGUUCUGUUGACGCUAGCUCGAGCUCCUUCAAGCCUAGUAUUACGUUGUCACCUGUUGCCGGUCAAUCGCAGUCUAUUCCCGGCGACGAUUUCGUGAUGGUGGCUCAGAGAGUUGGAUUUGAGCUUCUGAACUCUACCAGUGGCCUGAAUGGGUUAUUCGAAUAUGACCCUAGUCAGGCCACAGUGGAUACCUCCGACUUUUCCAAUUCCGCUUUCAUCAAGCUUAGUUCUUCGUUUGAGCCGAAAUCUGCGGUAACGUCGUUGGUUGCUAGCAAUGACCGAACUUAUAUUGGUGGUAACUUCACCUCGGAUGAUGACCGUAACAUUGUUGCUAUUGACAAUAACGGGAGAACUCUGGCCCUUGACGGUGGUAUUAAUGGUGAAGUCCUAUCGAUGUAUUUGGAUGGCAGUAGUCUAUUCGUUGGCGGCCGGUUCAGCAAUACUCAAAAUGGGUCAACGCCAGGAUUGGCAAACGUAGCAGUUUAUGACAGCUCAAGUAACCACUGGUCGCCCCUGGGGGCCGGCGUGGAUGGAACCGUUACGAGUAUUGUGCCGACAACGUUGAACAUCAGUGGGAAUGCAGCAGAAGACGUCAUCGCCUUGGCUGGUCAAUUUACACACCUGCUUGCGUUCGACAAUAACGAUGCUGCUGAGGUGCAUGGCUUUGCCAUCUGGGUCAAAUCGCAAAACAACUGGCUGCAGAACUUGAAUACACCAGUUCCAUUUUUGGACGGCGUCCUUACUACGGCGGUAGCGGUAUCGGGUAAUGAAACAUUAUAUACUGGAUCAAUAUCCUCUCAGGUCCUUCGUGCAUACGGUGCUACAACCGUAUCUAACGGAUUUGGCAGCUUUCCUAUCAAAAUCCACCCGCCAGCUAGUCAGUCUAGCAUCUCUGCGGAUGGACUCUCAAAGCGUGCGGACCUACAGAGUAGCACCGAUACCAUUUCUGGCGUCGUCACGGGAGCAUUCUAUGAAAACGAUGGGAGAAAUAUCACAGUCCUUGGCGGGCACUUCAUCGCCAACGCGUCUAACGGUUCAACUAUUUACAACCUAGCAUUCAUCGACGGUGCGGAUUCUAACUCUGUGACGGGGAUGGGCGCUGAGAUAUCCGAAAGUUCAACAUUCUUAUCAUUGGCAAUUGAUGGCGACAACCUCUAUGCUGGCGGGCGAGUCAACGGCACUGCUCAGGGAUCUUCUGUCAAUGGUCUCGUUACGUAUAACCUUGCAUCAAAGUCAUUAGGCCCGCAGCCCCCCGCUCUUGCUGGCAACAACGUAGUUGUCACCUCUAUCACUGUCCGUCCGAAUACCAGUGAUAUCUACGUUGCCGGUUCUUUCGAGAGGGCAGGUUCACUUCCCUGUCCUAGUGUCUGUCUUUUUAGCACCGGAACUAGUCAGUGGAAUCGACCUGGGUUUGAACUUGGCGGCGAUGUUAAGUGCACGAUGUGGUCCAGCGGUUCAGUUCUGCUUGCGGGCGGCAAUCUGACCGUUAAUGAUAACGUGGCCUUUUUGGCUUCCUACGACGCCUCGAAUUCUCAAUGGAGCUUAUACACGGGUGCCUCGGGCCUACCGGGCCCUGUAAAUGCUUUAACUGCUGCAAGCAGCGAUGAUACGCAGAUUUGGGUUACCGGCACGCAGUCUGAUGGUUCCACCUAUCUGAUGAAGUAUGAUGGUUCGUCUUGGAAAUCUGCUAGUGUCACGUUCGAUCGGGGUACCGUAAUCAGCAGCUUACAGAUGUUUACUGUAACUCAAUCUCAUGACUCAUCUGAUCUUAUUGCGUCCGACCAAGUCCUCCUAAUGACCGGCUCCAUUGCGAUACCAGGAUUUGGCACAGCAUCCAGUGCCAUCUUUAACGGUACGGAGAUCCGGCCUUAUGCACUUACCUCGAAAGUUGAUGGCACAGCUGGAUCGAUUUCCCGGGUCUUCGUACAGAGGGAGAACUUCUUCACCUCCCACGGUGAUAGUGGUAUGCCAGUCGUGUUCGUGGCUCUCAUCGGCUUAGCCAUUUCCUUAGGCCUCAUAGUGCUUAUUGUGCUUGCUGGUCUUGCAUUGGACCGAUAUCGCAAGAAGCGCGAGGGUUAUGUCCCAGCUCCAACAUCCAUGUUCGAUCGCGGUAGCGGUAUGCAACGAAUACCGCCGCACGAGCUACUUAAUUCCUUAAGUCAAGGUAGACCGGGAGCUCCUACUGUUUGA